Molecule: messenger RNA, 699 nt
Organism: Macrobrachium nipponense
Lineage: Eukaryota; Metazoa; Arthropoda; Malacostraca; Decapoda; Palaemonidae
Exons: 1
Coding region: 1-699 (232 amino acids)
Source: RefSeq, a predicted model, not a curated record
AUGAACAAAGUGAAAAGUGAUGCGAAAGAAAGCCGUGAUUCUCCUCAGUAUGUCAUUUCUGCAGCUGCAUCGCAAUUAAGUGAAAGUGCCGCGCAAGCUUUACCACAAAUAAGCUCUAUAAAAAGAACUAUUCACAACGUCAGACAAAAAGAAAGAGCAGGCUUAGCUAAUCCAAUUCAUAGACGGGAAAUUGUUUUAACAACUGACCAAACUAAAACUCAUAAAGGGGAGCAGUUUUUGCUAUAUGAUUCCGGCCAUUACGAUGAUAGAAUGCUUAUAUUUGCAACUCAGAAUAAUUUGAGUCUACUUGAGAAGAGUGCAAAUUUACAAGUGGACGGAACAUUUAAAACUGUACCUCAGUUAUUUGAACAAUUAUGUACUGUACAUCAUGCUGUGAAGAAUAAUUACACCAUUCCUGUGGUUUACGCUUUACUUCCAGAUAAAAGGGCUGAAACUUAUAGAAGAUUAUUUGCUCUAAUUAAGUCUAUGGUUCCAAAUUUACAAGUUUCAACCAUAACUUCAGACUUUGAACUUGCAGCUAUAACUGCCGUUAAAGAAGAAUUCAGCACAGCUUCUCAUUAUGGAUGCCUUUUCCACUUAGGCCAGUGCUUGUAUCGAAAGAUAUGUGAUUGUGGUCUGAAAGUGAGAUACGAUACAGAUUCCGAAUUUACUUUAAAAAUUCGAAUGCUGUUAGCCUAG